GAAGAAGAAGAAGAAACAACUGCAGUUCUGGUCUGCUGCUACUCGUCACGUGAUUGCUGUUAGCUUGUGUCAUCGCAGAGCCCGUGUACGUUCUCUGAUUGAGCUCUGUGCAGUUAAAUUGGCUUAUUCUGCUGCUGCGGUUGUCUUGUUGGCAUUUAGUUUGUCAUGCAGUAUACUCCACCUGUUAACCUUUGACUGACAAAUGGAGCGGUACGGUUCGGACACGGAAGGGGACGAGCAAGAGACGCCGCUACUACACCGGGGACACGAAGACAGAGUGCAGAGAGCCCCGGCAUGCUGUUCAUCCCGCUAUGGCCUGGCGCUGCUCUCUUCCUAUGGAUUUUUUGUGGUCUACUCCUUGCGGGUGAACCUCAGUGUGGCCAUGGUGGACAUGCUUAACAGCAGCCACCAGUCCAGCAUCAACCACAGCAGCUCGGUGUGUCCAGCUGGUGAAAGCCCUGCACGGCCCAGUCACAACAACACAGCCAGAGUGUACAACUGGGACUCUGAGACCCAGGGCUGGAUCCUGGGUGCCUUUUUCUAUGGCUACAUCCUGACACAAAUCCCAGGGGGCUAUCUGGCCAGCCGCUUUGGACCCAAGUGGCUGUUGGGCUUAGGAAUCCUGGGAACUGUAGUGUUUACGCUGCUCACCCCUGUGGCUGCUGACCUGGGUGCCGGCUGGCUCAUUGCUCUCAGGGUGUUGGAGGGGAUAGGGGAGGGGGUCACAUUCCCUGCAAUGUACACCAUGUGGGCGGCGUGGGCCCCGCCUCUGGAGAGGAGCCGGCUGCUCACAAUUUCCUACAUUGGAGCCCAGCUGGGGACAGUGAUAGCUCUUCCUCUCUCUGGUGAAAUCUGCUUCUACCUGGACUGGACUUAUGUCUUCUAUGUAUUCGGUGCAGUUGGCUUGGUGUGGUUCGUCUUGUGGGCCUUCCUCGUCUUUGACAGUCCAAACACUCACCCACGGAUAUCAGAGCGGGAGAGAAACUACAUCACCUCCUCACUGAAGAACGAGCUAUCUACCUCUGCAGGUUACAUCCCCUGGCGUGCCAUUGUAACAUCCAGACCGCUGUGGGCCAUCGUUGUGGCACACUUCUCCUACAACUGGACCUUCUACACCCUCCUCACCCUGCUGCCAACAUACAUGAACGACAUACUGGGAUUCAGCAUACAGAAGAACGGUAUGCUGUCGGCUCUGCCUUACCUGGGCUGUGCUGUGAUUGCUGUGCUGAGUGGCCAAGUUGCCGAUUACCUCCGGGAAACCUGCAACUACCCCACAGUCACUGUCAGGAAGGCCUUCACCAUUGUUGGUAUGUUUGGGCCAGCGGUCUUCCUGGUGGCAGCAGGAUACACAGGCUGUAACUACACCUUGGCUGUGACCUUCCUCACUAUUUCCUCCUCUCUGGGUGGAGUGUCAGCCUCUGGAUUCAACAUCAACCACCUUGACAUUGCUCCCUCGUAUGCUGGCAUUCUGUUGGGAAUCACCAACACCUUUGCCACCAUUCCUGGCAUGGUGGGACCAGUUAUAGGGAGAGCCCUCACUGUACAGAACACCAUAGAAGAAUGGCAGAUUGUCUUCUACAUUGCUGCUACCAUCAACCUGCUUGGAGCAUUGUUCUACACUGUGCUUGGCCAAGGAACAGUGCAGCCCUGGGCUAUCCACGCAUCCUACUCCCAUGGAGACUGAGGCAGGACAUGAGUAGCAGACUCAUCUGAAUCAUCAGAAGGACAAGUCUCAGUGAGUCAGCGGGUAUUUUCAGCUGUGUUGUAGCUCUCAGAGCACAGCUAACAGUGAGUAAGAGCCAUAUUCUUUAGUCUGUAAGCAGAUUAACCUGCAGUCACAGCAGCUAUUUCUCAGAUGCUUUUGAGGCAAAAACCACACAGUGUU
Molecule: messenger RNA, 1885 nt
Organism: Monopterus albus (swamp eel)
Lineage: Eukaryota; Metazoa; Chordata; Actinopteri; Synbranchiformes; Synbranchidae
Gene: slc17a5
Product: solute carrier family 17 member 5
Exons: 11
Coding region: 203-1684 (493 amino acids)
Biological process (GO): transmembrane transport; monoatomic anion transport
Cellular component (GO): apical plasma membrane
Molecular function (GO): transmembrane transporter activity
Source: RefSeq, a predicted model, not a curated record